Molecule: messenger RNA, 1236 nt
Organism: Orbicella faveolata
Lineage: Eukaryota; Metazoa; Cnidaria; Anthozoa; Scleractinia; Merulinidae
Product: COMM domain-containing protein 7-like
Biological process (GO): tumor necrosis factor-mediated signaling pathway; negative regulation of DNA-templated transcription
Molecular function (GO): NF-kappaB binding
Source: RefSeq, a predicted model, not a curated record
CCAAGUUGCUUCUUCCUCGUAGUGCCGCAGUCUUAUCGCGGGCGAUUGUGUAGUAGGAAUAGAGAAGAGAAGAGAGAAGCAGAAUCAGUUUAAAAUGAGCUCUUUCUUCUUCACAAAGGUCCCACCAGAGGAACAAAUGUACACAGACAUCAAGUCACUCAAUAAGUUCGACGAGAAGGCGUUUUGUCAACUUGUGGACAUUGUGUUUUCGUUCCUUGUUUCUCCAAAGGAAGGGACAAGGUUCAUGUCUCAAGUUUCUGAAUUUGCUGGCGAACACGGAGUGAGCACAAACGCGUUAAAAAAUGUUGUUAAAAGCUUACUUGGCUUCUUCAAGAGUGCGUUGAAAAGCAACUUGACACCGGCGCAAGUGAAGGAAGAUUUGGAACAUCUCGGUCUCUCAGCUGAAAAUUCUCCUCAUGUCUCAGAGAGAUGGAAAGCAAACCUCGUGGCUCUGUCACGCUCAGUUGUAGGUCAAACAUUUAUGGUUAACCAACUUGUUGACAUGGAAUGGAAAUUUGGAGUGACAGCAGGAAGCAGCGACUUGAAAGUUGUGGGGCAGACUUUUUUGCAGUUAAAGAUGGUUGUGGAUCGUGGAGGCACACAGGAAGAUGUGUUCAUGGAAUUGACUCUGCCACAGUUCUACUCAUUCUUGCAUGAGAUGGAGAGGGCUAAAUCAACACUUGAAUAUUUUAGUUGAGACAAUAAUAUUAUUGACUCUGGUAAAAAAAAUUUAAAAAAGCAAAAAUUGUAAUGAGUUAUUUUUUAUAUAGCUGGAAUUAAGUGGAAUCUCACGCACUCUUAUUGGCUGAUUGAUGGUUGCGUGGCAAUGGCUAAAUCUAAAUAUUGCCUGGCAGGUAACAAUUAAAGCAAUUGUUGUGAGCUCUCCCACUAACCAGAGGUUACUUGGACUUCUUCUUGCCCUCUUGCUUCACACUAAACUCCAACUAUGUAGCAAAACACUUAAUUACUGUUCCCUUAGGAAACAGUUUUGUUUUCCCUCAAAUCUAGAUGUUUGAGGUUCUCAGAGAAACAAAACUGACUGUUUCCCUUAGGACCAGUAAUGAAGUGUUUAGUAAUUAGCAUAGUGAUAUGAAGAACCAAGUGAAUUAAUGACACUCAAUAUUGUAGUUUUCAACAUAUAAUAAUCUUUUCAACCAAGUAAACCCCUUCAGCUUUCUAAAAGGUAUAUAGCUGUAUGCAGAAUUAUUGUGAAAAAGAAAUUAUGAUUUCUUAUUA